CGAACGUGUUCCAGGGUCGAUAGCUGACUCGGCUGUUGAUGCAGAAGAGGAUUGAUGUAUCGCGUAUUUCGAGACCUUCGCCUGUCGGCGGUACACACGGCUUUCUAGUCGACCGCACCGAUCAUUACGAAUGUCGCGAUCCGAAUGCGUCUGAUACGUGUGCUUUGACAUGGUCUCUCUUGGAAGUCACAAGGAGAGCCGGCACUCUCAUGUACUCAUGCCAGUACUUCUAAGUGCCUGCGCUAUCCCGAUUUCGAUGUUCUUCUGGAUAGUCAACGUGGUUUACUCGAUACUAUGGCCAGACACCGUCAACUUGACAGAAGAACACUCAGUGAUUUCACCAUGGAGAUGGUUGGCUGCAAUUGUAAUUCCACUUAUAUUCUUGUUUUGGGGUGUACGCAAGAAAAGUCUGGACAUUAGCGGUGGAAUUCUUGGUUUUUUUAUGGGUUUUAUCCUGACACUUUCGAGUUUUGCUCAUUUAAUGGCUCUUGUGACGUUCUUCGUCACUGCAUCAAAGGUAACGAAAUUUCGGUCUGAGCAAAAGAAGAAGAUGGAAGCUGAUUUUAAGGAGGGUGGCCAACGGAAUUGGAUCCAGGUUUUGUGUAAUGGUGGCAUGGCUACGCAAUUAGCCUUAUUAUAUCUAUUGGAUGUUGGGAGCGGAGAACGACCAAUUGACUUCGACAAGGAAUAUCGAAGUUCAUGGUUAUCCAUUGGAAUAAUAGGGGCAUUUGCAUGUUGUAAUGGUGAUACAUGGGCUUCUGAGCUUGGUACAGUGAUUGGCAUGGGUGAUCCUUUCCUCAUUACGACGAGGAAAAAAGUUCCGAGAGGAACAAAUGGUGGUGUAUCAUGGAUAGGUCUGAUAUGUUCUGUCAUUGGUGGUUUAGUAGUUGGACUUUUUUAUUAUAUUAUGGUAUUAAAUACCGUUGACACAGCCGUACUGCAAUUAGCAGCACCACAGUGGCCCAUCAUAAUCGUCGCAGCAUUCGGAGGUCUCUUUGGCAGCAUUUUAGAUUCUAUUCUCGGAGCGACUUUACAGUAUUCAGGAGUUGACGAAAAGGGUAUUAUAGUCGAACGGCCAGGUAAAGGUGUAAAACACAUUUGCGGAAAACAAAUUCUAGAUAAUCACAGUGUAAAUCUCCUUUCUACUAUUGGUAUCGCACUUAUUCUUCCGAGAAUAGCCAAUAUCUUCUGGCCAUAAAGUCUCUUCUAGAUGUAUUUUAAAAACAGAAUAUUCUUCU
Trachymyrmex septentrionalis is the source of this 1238-nucleotide messenger RNA. RefSeq names its product transmembrane protein 19. Lineage: Eukaryota; Metazoa; Arthropoda; Insecta; Hymenoptera; Formicidae. The record is from RefSeq and is a predicted model, not a curated record. The coding region runs from base 170 to 1198 and encodes 342 amino acids. Gene Ontology annotation, cellular component: membrane. The transcript has 6 exons.